This is a messenger RNA of Anolis sagrei ordinatus, 3090 nucleotides long. NCBI's taxonomy places the organism in Eukaryota, Metazoa, Chordata, Lepidosauria, Squamata, Anolidae. The record is from RefSeq and is a predicted model, not a curated record.
GCAUAGAUCCAAGGUUGGCCUACAACCAAAGGGAAUGACUCCGCUGAAUUUACCCCUCAUUGAAGAAACAGGAGGAAAGUUACUCUUGGAACAGGUGACCUUUGGGGAUGUGGCUCUCUAUUUCACCGAGGAGGAAUGGAAACUCUUGGAUCAAAACCAAAGAUCUUGGUAUAACAUAGUCAUGAUGGAAAACUACGAGAAUGUGUCCUACUUGAGAGAUAACUGGUGGAAAACAAAAGUAAACAUGAAGUGCAAGAAGUCUCUUAGUCUCAAAGUGGGUCUUGCUACACACCUCCAAACCCACAAAUGCCUUCAAUGUGGGAAACACUUUGCUCACAAGUCAGACGUUUUGAGGCACCAGAGAGUCCACACAGGAGAGAAACCCUACAAAUGUCAACAGUGUGGGAAAUGUUUUGCUUAUAGUUCAGACCUCAUGAAGCACCAUAGAGUCCACACGGGAGAGAAACCAUACAAAUGCAAUCAGUGUGGGAAAUGUUUUGCUUGGAAGCCACACCUUGAGUGCCACCUCAGAGUCCACACAAGGGAGAAACCAUUCAAAUGCCAGCAGUGUGGGAAAAGUUUUGCUCAGAAGCCACAACUUGAGAGCCACCUGAGUGUCCACACAGGAGAGAAACCACACCAAUGUCAGCAGUGUGGGAAAGGUUUUGUUCGCCAUUCAAGCCUUGUUACUCACCAGAGAGUCCACACAGGAGAGCAACCAUACAAAUGCCAUCAGUGUGGGAAAUGCUUUCCUUACAAGUCAGAUCAUGAGCGUCAUCUGAGAGUCCACACAGGAGAACAGCCAUACCAGUGCCAGCAGUGUGGGAAAUGUUUUGCUCACAAGCCACAUCUUGAGCGUCACCUGAAAAUCCACACAGGAGAGAAACCACACCAAUGUCCGCAGUGUGGGAAAGAUUUUGUCCGCCACUCAAGCCUUUUGAUUCAUCUUAGGGUCCACACAGGAGAGAAACCAUACCAAUGCCAUCAGUGUGGGAAAUGUUUUGCUUACAAUGGACAGCUGCAUUCUCAUAAAAGGAUCCACACAGGGGAGAAGCCAUACGAAUGCGUGGAAUGUGGAAAGAACUUCUCUCACAACGGAGCUCUACAUUCCCAUCAGAGGGUGCACACAGGGGAAAAGCCUUACGAAUGCAUCGAAUGUGGAAAGUUCUUUAGAUGGAGUUCAGCGUUUACUAAACAUCAAAGAAUCCACACAGGGGAGAAGCCGUAUAAAUGCUCAGAAUGUGGAAUGAACUUCAGUGAUGGUGGAUCGUUAACUAAGCAUCGAAGAAUUCACACAGGGGAGAUGCCAUAUAAAUGCAUGGAAUGUGGAAUGAGUUUCAGUGAUAAUAGUACAUGUAAUAAACACCAGAGAGUUCACACAGGGGAGAAGCCAUAUAAAUGCAUUGUAUGUGGAAAGGCCUGCUCUCAGAUUGGACAGCUGCAUUCCCAUCAAAGGAUCCACACAGGGGAGAAGCCAUAUAAAUGUAUGGAAUGUGGAAAGGACUUCUCUCAGAGUGGACAGCUGCGUUCCCAUCAAAGGACCCACACAGGAGAGAAGCCCUAUAAAUGUGUGGAAUGUGGAAAGAGCUUUCGUCAAAGUAGCAAUCUGCGUUCCCAUCAAAUGACCCACACAGAGGAGAUGCCAUAUAAAUGCACGGAAUGUGGAAUGAGCUUCCGUGAUGAUAGAGCAUUAGCUAAACAUCAGAGGAUCCACACACGGGGGAAGCCAAGUGUAUGCAUGGAAUGUGGAAAGAGCUUCAAAUAUAGUUCAGCAUUUGUUAAACAUCAAAGAAUCCACACAGGGGAGAAGCCAUAUAAAUGCCUGGAAUGUGGGAAGAGCUUUAGCGAUAGUAGUUCAUUAACUAAACAUCAAAGAGUUCAUACAGGGGAGAAGCCUUACAAAUGCAGGGAAUGUGGGAAGAGCUUCAGUGAUAGUGGAACAUGCACGCGGCAUCAAAGAACCCACACAGGGGAGAAGCCAUUUAAAUGCAUUGAAUGUGGGAAAAGCUUCAGCCGGAGUGCAGAUCGCCGUUCCCAUCAAAGGGCCCACACAGGGGAGAUGCCAUAUAAAUGCAUGGAAUGUGGAAUGAGUUUCAGUUGUAGUCGAUCAUUAACUAAACAUCAAAGAAUUCACACAGGGGAGAUGCCAUAUCAAUGCGUAGAAUGUGGGAUGAGUUUCAGUGAUGACAGAUCAUUAACUAAACACCAAAACAUUCACACAGGGGAGAAGCCUUAUAAAUGUAUGGAAUGUGGGAAGAGCUUUGGUAAUGCUUCAACGUGUGCUAGACAUAUAAGAAUACACACAGGGGAAAAGCCAUAUAAAUGUAUGGAAUGUGGAAAAAGCUUCAAUCAGAGUGGACAUCUGCGUUACCACGAAAGGACCCACACAGGAGAGAGGCCACAUAAAUGCAGGGAAUGUGGAAAGAGCUUCAGCCAAAGAGAAGGUCUGCAUGUCCAUCAAAAAACUCAUAUGGGAGGAGAAACUAUAGAAAUGUAUGGACUGUGGGAAGAGUUUCAGUGGUAGUUGAGUAUGCACUACAUGUCGAACAAUCCAUAAAAAGAAAUGUUUCGAUUUAUUGUCGAAGGCUUUCAUGGCCGGAAUCACUGGGUUGUUGUAGGUUUUUUCAGGCUAUAUGGCCAUGUUCUAGAGGCAUUUUCUCCUGACGUUCCGCCUGCAUCUAUGGCAAGCAUCCACAGUCCAUACAUUCCUUUCACAGGACUUGCAUUGCUUGUGUGUUUUUGCAUGUCAGGGGCCUGGAUUUUGCUCAUCCAUGUGUUCUCUCCCAACUCUAUGAUUCUGUGACCCACACAGAGGAGAAGCCACAGAAAUAUGGAAUGGGGAAAGAACUUCAAGGAUGGCCAAGAAGGCAUCCUUGAACUCGCACUGUUAUUGAAGGAGUGCUUCCUUUGGAUUUCCAAAUUGUCUCAAAGUGAAAAUGUUCAUUUUCCCAGCCAAGUGUCCUAUCAUUUUCAAAGGAGGGUAGAUGGUGAUCUGUUGGGGGUGCUUUGAUUGUGCUUUUCCCCCCACUGGAGGUUGUAAGGGAUGGCCCAUGUGGUCUCUUCCAACUCUACGAUUCCAUGUUGCUUCCA